GGGCCCCUCCCCCUUCAGAAUGAACAGAGCUGAGGCUUGGCAGGUUGAUGCAGGGCACUGUUGCCCAGGUGGGUUUGAAGCCAGCCACCCUGGCAGUGGGGCUGGGCUCUGCUUGCUGCUGGCCACUGGCAGCCCUGCGGACAGUUGCCCACUGGAAAACUCUCAGGAAAACAAAAGACUUCACGUUAAUAAUUGACUUUUGUCCUGGCAAAGACAGCCGCCUUUCUCACUGCCCACUCUUGUGUCUGAUGUACAGAAGUUUUACAGGCCCAACAUUUCUCUUUGGCUUUGUCUUAAUCCAAGAAAAAAGGUUCAGCAGCUUACUGGGCUGCUGUUACAAACCUUCACAGCUCUUUUUGCACAGUUGAAUCUUAACUGGCUCUUGAAGAAGAAGAUGAUGAUAUUGGAUUUAUACCCUGCCCUCCACUCUGAAUCUCAGAGCAGCUCACAAUCUCCUUUAUCUUUCUCCCCCACAACAGACACCCUGUGAGGUGGGUGGGGCUGAGAGAGCUCUCCCGGAAGCUGCCCUUUCUAGGACAACUCCUACAAGAGCCAUGGCUGACCCAAGGCCAUUCCAGUAGCUGCAAAUGGAGAGUGGGGAAUCAAACCUGUUUCUUCCAGAUAAGAGUCCACACGCUUAACCACUACACCAAACUGGCUCUCUUGGCUCCCAGCGUCAUGCAAAGGGGAGGCAGAGUUUGAAAAGAAAGCUGGAAGUGACUGAUUGUUUCUCCUUGGCAGGCGUGCAGUUCCAAUACAUUGUGGUGGAAAAGAAGGGAGCCAAACAGAACGUGGGGGUGAUCCAGCUGAACCGUCCCAAGGCCUUGAAUGCGCUCUGCGAUGGCCUGAUGAAUGAAAUCAACCAGGCCCUGAACUCCCUGGAGCAGGACCCUGGCGUGGGGGCCAUCGUCCUCACGGGCAGCGAGAAGGCCUUCGCAGCUGGAGCAGAUAUCAAGGAGAUGCAGGACAGGACCUUCCAAGAGUGCUACAGCGGGAACUUCCUGGCUCACUGGAACAAAGUCUCCACCACCAAGAAGCCGGUCAUAGCCGCUGUUAAUGGAUAUGCUCUUGGUGGUGGCUGUGAGCUGGCCAUGAUGUGCGACAUCAUUUAUGCAGGAGAAAAAGCACAGUUUGGGCAACCAGAAAUCCUUCUGGGAACCAUUCCAGGCGCUGGUGGAACCCAGAGGCUGACCAGGGCGGUGGGCAAGUCGCUGGCUAUGGAGAUGAUCCUCACCGGGGAGCGAAUCUCUGCUCAAGAGGCCAAGCAGGCAGGCCUCGUCAGUAAAGUCUGCCCCACGGAUAAGCUGCUAGACGAAGCCAUCAGCUGUGCAGAAAAAAUUGCAGGGAACUCCAAGCUGGUGGUCGCAAUGGCCAAAGAAGCCGUGAAUGCAGCCUUCGAGACGACACUAGCCGAGGGGAAUAAGAGGGAGAAGAUCCUCUUCCAUGCUACAUUUGCCACAGAUGACCGGAAGGAGGGGAUGAGUGCCUUUGUGGAGAAGAGAAAGGCCAACUUCACAGACCACUGACCCUGUUCGGCAGAAGGAAGGCCGGCUGCAGAGGGGGCUGCUGGGAAGACGUGGGGCUGGCUGGCAACUGGUGCUCUUCACUGAGAUCGUGGCUCACUCUCCUAGCACCUCUGGCCUCUUCCAGGCCCCACAGGAGGAGCCAGCCUGCAGACCCUGCCCUCCAAGGGCUGCCUUAAACUUGCUGGGAAACGGAUGUGUUCUCCUGAGAUCAAGAGAGGAGAUGUGGCAGAUCCGUCGCCUGUAACCCCAAUGAUCUGCUUCAUCAGUAAGGAAAGAAUUGGCAAAAAUGAUUGUCCUUCGUUGCCAUUAAAUCAGCUUUCCAGGAAUGGCCUUAUCUGAA
This is a messenger RNA of Heteronotia binoei (common prickly gecko), 1866 nucleotides long. RefSeq names its product enoyl-CoA hydratase, short chain 1 (gene ECHS1). Gene Ontology annotation, biological process: fatty acid beta-oxidation. NCBI's taxonomy places the organism in Eukaryota, Metazoa, Chordata, Lepidosauria, Squamata, Gekkonidae. Gene Ontology annotation, cellular component: mitochondrion. Bases 849 to 1526 code for a protein of 225 amino acids. Gene Ontology annotation, molecular function: enoyl-CoA hydratase activity. The transcript is spliced from 7 exons. The record is from RefSeq and is a predicted model, not a curated record.